CUCUUGGUUAACUGGGCUAGCCCCUGUCGGUUAAGACCAUGCUUCUCUUCUCUCAAUCUCCCCUGGUUUCUCACUCCCCUCUUCUGUUUCCCUCCCUGAUAAAAAUGACGAAGGAGAUAGAAAUGACGAUGGAACACGAGAACGAAUGCAAAUACAGAGGAACAAGAACUAAAUUAGGGAACCGAGCGGCCGAACACCUUUAUGGUUAUUCUGCCUCAGAAGCGCUACGUCGUAACAUUCUCGGAUUUAUUGUUGAGGAGCGCGAUUUCAAUGAAGCAAAUGAAAUAGUUCGCAGAAAUUCCUCAGGAGAAAUCUGGACAGGGCUGUUCCCCCUCAGGAAUAAGCACGGAAGACGAUUUCAAAUCACAGCCACAAACACCCCGUUGUAUGAUGACAGUGGUACUUUUGUUGGAAUUAUUUGUUUAUCAUGUGAUUCAGAUCUUUUUAGAGAAGUUAUCAUACCAGUUUCAUUCGGCACAAAUCCUUCGAAAGACGAUGCCUAUCCCAAACCUGGUUUUGCCUCUCAGCAACAUUCUCUACAACUCGAAGUUUCUUCUAAAACUUCAGCAUUGGCAUCACAAAUGACUAAAAAACUCUGGUCGAAAAUGAGAAUUCGUGAAAGCACCAUGAAAUGUGAGACUCAGGGUGGCAGCUGGUAUUUCUGUUGUCAAGGUUUUCCAGAAGCUAUUAGCUCUGACCAGAGGCUGGUCACGUCAAAGGAAGUAUCUCUUGGAAACCCAUCUGGAGAUUCUGCUGAUGAUGAGGGUUCACAUAAGACUAGGAUCUACAAGAUGAUAACAUCUAGGGUGAUGGGGAUAUCGUGGCAGCCACUGGAAGUCAUUGAACAACGUAAGAAUUGUGACCAACAAUACCAGGUAUCGGAAAGUAGCACGUUUGCUGCAAAUGAAGCCUCUGGUGGAAAUGAAACAUGCAUGUGCGGUGAUGGUACUAAUAGUAGUAGCAACCCUCAUCGUGAAUUGUAUAUGGAUGCAGAUGCUUUCUGUUAUGAUAUUUCGUGGAACACCUUGACAUUUGGUGCACAAUUAGGGAAAGGUUCAUGUGCAACUGUGUACCAUGGUCAGUGGUAUGGCUCGGAUGUUGCAAUAAAGGUAAUUUUCAAAUUGGAAUACACAGAUGAUUUGCUGGGCUCCUUUAGACAGGAGGUAUUACUUAUGAAGAGGCUCCGGCAUCCAAAUGUGCUACUCUUUAUGGGUGCAGCAAUGUCACCUCACCAUCUGUGCAUUGUCACUGAGUUCCUUCCACGUGGAAGUUUGUUUCAGUUGUUUCGACGUUGCACUCCUACCUUAGAUUGGAAGCGGCGUGUUCAGAUGGCUUUGGACAUUGCACAAGGUAUGAAUUACCUUCAUCUAAAUGAACCACCAAUCAUUCACCGUGAUUUGAAGUCGUCAAAUCUUUUGGUUGAUAGGAACUGGACUGUGAAGGUUGGUGAUUUUGGUCUCUCACGACUCAAACAUGCAACAUUUCUCACAACAAGGAAUGGGAAAGGAACGCCACAGUGGAUGGCUCCAGAGGUUAUUCGUCAUGAGCCCGCAGAUGAGAAGUCUGAUGUAUAUAGCUUUGGAGUCAUACUAUGGGAGCUUGCCACAUUACAAAUCCCUUGGGAUGGCCUAACCUCGAUGCAGGUAAUUGCAGCGGUAGGAUUCAUGGACAAACGAAAUGAGAUUCCAAAAGAAACUGACCCUCGAUGGGCAUCUUUAAUCAAAAGUUGCUGGCACAGUGACCCAAAAUGCCGGCCAGCAUUCAAGGAACUGCUUGAAAAGUUGAAAGUUCUGAAGAGACAUUAUUUUGUUCCAAAGCCCGAGAGAAUUUCCUGUUGAGAUAUCAUCAUCAACUUUCUCUAUCUAGAAAUAACUAAAUAUAGAUAAAGAAGCCUUGUCUGUAGAAUCUUUUUUUGUUAACUGAAAUAACUAUAUAAUUGAUAAUCUGUUCUAAUCAUCAACUAGUAUAAUUAGGGCGUCCUUGUUUCAUGGUAACCUCAAGAGAGUAGAUUCCGAUGUGCUCGAGUGUGUAGGUGCUAUCGAGUUGAGUGUGAAGUUAGUACUAGAGUUAUUAUUACUAGUAAAUCAGUUCUUUUUUUUUCUUUCUGUAAUUGGGCGGAUAACAAAUCAAAAUCUAUUUCUCAAUCUCGCAAUUUACUAUCUGUAUAAGUAAUUUCAUUUAUCUAAAAAUAGUCUUGGCAGUGGAGUAAGAAAUGAUGGAUAAUCAAUGACAAUGAAAACUGCAAUGGAAAUAGAAAACAGUAAACAGAAGGACUUAGAGUUAGAAUUAUAGAAGAUAACAUAGCCAACUGGGCCUUGCCUGGGUCUGGUUUUCACUAAGAUGAGGGUUUGAGUCCCUGUCCUUUAAUAGUUGUCUUCGCUGCAUCAGAGUUGUGAGUUGCCCCUGCAUGGGUGUUGUUGUUCUCCCCCUAUCGCUGACAGUGUGACAAGUUUUCUAGCUCAUAAAUUAAAACUGCCUUUGACGAGCUGACAUGUAUCAUAUAAACUUCUUAGAUUCUAUAUUGUAAUACCAUUACAAAGAAAUUUGGUGAAAACAUCUGUUUUUAGUGACAUCUAGCUGCUACAACACCAGUCACAUCAUCUAGAGAACUAAGAAGUUAAUGAGAAGAUACAUCUGAAUGUUGCUUCUCUCUGAAGGGCAUAUCAUUUUACGUCUUGCACAAUGUUUAAGAAAACAUUUUGAUGCUCGCCUCGAAACUCCCUUGAUGCUUGCUCAUCAACAGUUAGGUCUGAUGCGUCACGCCUUUUGAGCUAAGAAAAAACUAAAACAUUGGGCCUUCGGGGUGUUCUUUGAAUUCUUUUUGUCUUCUUAAAGCCUUUACGGUAUAAAUACUACUUGAAGAGGCUUUAGCAUGUGAACAGCAGUAACUUAGUAUGUAUACUUUUAGUUUUGUGUAUGGAUUGUACGAUGACUAUCAUAAUUUGUUAAUCCAUAUGAACUAUAAGUUGUGUUUAUCAUUUACUUAUUUUUCUAGCAAUUUCCAUUCGCAAUGUGUGGUAACGCAUCGAGGCUACCUCGUGGCUGCACAUCGCCUUGCCUCAAUGUCUCUUUAAACCUUGAUCAUGAAUAGUAGCAAUUGUUUGCUGUCUGACUUAUUUAAAUGGUUGCAGUAUCUUAAUCAUCAAUAUAGGUCAGUCUAUAAGUCGGACCAUUUUCCUAAAUCAAGAAAUGUAAGGAACUGCAAAAAUAUAUUAGCUGUGGGUUCCGUUGGUCCCUGCCAUGCUAUUUGUAAAGAGUUUGGUUUGAUGCAUUAAAUUGUCCAGGAGAUGUUGCUUGCAUGUAUUAUUUGUUUUGGAAUUUGGGGUUAGGUGUUGUCAUUGGAAGGUCUCAUCUUGAUGCUAUGCAACUCAAGCAGAUAACUUGUAGAAAAUCACUCAAGAUAGGCAGGUAUACUGAAAAAUUGCUAGCGCACGUGUGUGAUUAUCUUCUGACAUGCUUUUGCUUAAACAAAUUCGAGUUUUUGUUUGAUCCAUCUAUCCAUGAUGUAACCCCUAUUCGGUGUUGGCGUGGGUGUUGUUGAUCUCCGGCAGACCAUUUGUAAGGUUUAGAUUUGACGCAUUAAGUAUAUCUAGGAUGCAACAUUUUCUGGAAUUUUGAAAUUAGGUGUUUAGUGUCAACGCGAGGCCCGAUCUUGAUCUAUAUGACAAUGAAAGACAGAUAAUCUUGCAGAGUAUAAUUCAUGAUGGGUGGGUCUUACCAAGAGUUGAUGGCACAUGCGUGUGCUUAUCUUGUGGCAUACAAUUACUGAAACCGUUCAAGUUUCUGUGUAUAUGGAUUUUUGAACACAAGCUAGCAGUAUCCAUUGCAUAAUCCACUUCUGUUA
Papaver somniferum (opium poppy) is the source of this 3844-nucleotide messenger RNA. RefSeq names its product serine/threonine-protein kinase EDR1-like. The transcript is spliced from 13 exons. Gene Ontology annotation, biological process: regulation of DNA-templated transcription; protein phosphorylation. The record is from RefSeq and is a predicted model, not a curated record. Gene Ontology annotation, molecular function: protein kinase activity; ATP binding. The coding region runs from base 39 to 1838 and encodes 599 amino acids. Lineage: Eukaryota; Viridiplantae; Streptophyta; Magnoliopsida; Ranunculales; Papaveraceae.